Messenger RNA from Abrus precatorius (Indian licorice), 1209 nucleotides. RefSeq names its product protein LAZY 1-like. The transcript is spliced from 6 exons. Lineage: Eukaryota; Viridiplantae; Streptophyta; Magnoliopsida; Fabales; Fabaceae. The record is from RefSeq and is a predicted model, not a curated record. Bases 1 to 1209 code for a protein of 402 amino acids. Gene Ontology annotation, biological process: gravitropism; regulation of auxin polar transport.
AUGAACAUUCAAUCGAGCAUAUCUUUCUGCUCAACAGCGAGUGCUUUAGCUUCAUCAUUCAAAAUUGACAAUGCUGUCCCAGAUGCACUGUUUUCAUGCCUGGAUUCAAAAGGUUAUGGAUUCACAACCUUAUUUCAAUGGGUGCAUCGAAAACUUCGGCAGAAUAGUAUUGAUCCUGUCAAGGAUUUCACACUCGUAAAUCCUUGUACUUGCCUUACAGUGCAGCCAAUAUUUGACAAUCAAUACUCCCAGACAAAGCCAAGCUUCAGCUCCAUAAAUCAACCCAGUUUCAUAAAGCCACACCAUCAGGAAAGUCAAACAUCUUAUUCUGGAUUGGUUGACAGCAGAGAAGAGAAGUCCCAAGAAGAAACACCAGCAGUCAUCUCUGAGUUCUUUGAAGGUUUUCUGACAAUUGGAACUCUUGGCACAGAAACAGUCACCAAUGAGCCAGGAACUCCAACUUUUGCUAUGCCUUUGGAAAACAUAACUAUGAGAAAUGAAGAGGUGACAGACAAUGAACUGCAGCUGAUAAGUUAUGAGCUUGAGAAAUUUCUUGAGGCUGAAAAAGAAGAAAGUUUCUACGAAUCAUCAGGACGAAACAGCUAUGUUAGCAUUAUCACACUUAGUGGAAAGCAAGUAGAUGGAACCGAUGCUGAGGAUUAUGGAAACAAAGCUUUAUGUCCACUACAAGGAUAUUUGAUGGGGUCCUCGUUUGAACUACCAGAAACAAAACAAAUAAGGAAAGAGAGAACAUCACUUGCUGAGCUAUUUCAUAGGACAAAGACAGCUAGUCAAGACUGCAUAGAGACAGGAGUAAGAGGAGAGGCACAAGUCAAGCAAACACCUAAGUCUGCCAUGCAUAUUAUGAAAAAUAUAUUGAAAAGGGUCAACGGUUCUUCAAAAUGCUGUAACACUUCCAUGAAUGAUGCUGAUUCUGCUUUGACCAAUAAAAAACGCCAUAAGGUUCUACGUAUGUUUCACAGGAAAGUCUAUCCUGAAAGCCCCACAAAUGCAAAAGAGUUUGCUAAAUCCCACAAAGGUAAGAGCAAAAAUGUUCCUCAUGAAUACAUCCAUGAAUAUGAUAAUUGGUCCCAACACUGUAAGACCAACUGGAACCCACUGCAACAUGGGCUAAUAUGCAGUAGCUCAAUUGGAAACAAUGAGCACUGGAUCAAAACAGAUGCAGAGUAUUUGGUGCUGGAGCUGUAG